Tauraco erythrolophus (red-crested turaco) is the source of this 341-nucleotide messenger RNA. NCBI's taxonomy places the organism in Eukaryota, Metazoa, Chordata, Aves, Musophagiformes, Musophagidae. The record is from RefSeq and is a predicted model, not a curated record.
GGAUCGGAAUGGGCAUGACUGCUCCUGUCUCCAUCACUGCUUUUCAAAAAUUACAGCAGAAAGUGAAGGUCUCUCUGCGGAUCCCAAGCCAGUUUCAAGCCAACCCUCCUUGUCCUAGCGACGAAAGCAUUAAGAUUGAAGAGAGACAGGGGAUGACCAUUUAUUCCACGCAAUUUGGUGGCUAUGCCAAAGAGACGGAUUACGUGAACUAUGCUGCCAAGCUGAAGUCUGCUCUGGGGAGCGAAGCUGCAUACCGCAAGGAUUUCUACUUCUGCAAUGGCUAUGACCCCCCUAUGAAGCCUUAUGGGCGACGCAAUGAGGUCUGGUUUGUGAAGGAAUGA